Molecule: messenger RNA, 1189 nt
Organism: Cynara cardunculus var. scolymus (artichoke)
Lineage: Eukaryota; Viridiplantae; Streptophyta; Magnoliopsida; Asterales; Asteraceae
Product: probable protein phosphatase 2C 39
Exons: 5
Coding region: 112-963 (283 amino acids)
Biological process (GO): protein dephosphorylation
Cellular component (GO): nucleus; cytosol
Molecular function (GO): protein serine/threonine phosphatase activity
Source: RefSeq, a predicted model, not a curated record
UCCAGUGGAUGCUACAUCUGGACUUCUUUCUGGGUCGUGUCAACUGUAGGAAAGUCGUCGUCUCUCUUCAUCUCUCCUCCGUCCGAUCAAGAGCACAACAAACAAUCAGCCAUGGCAGGCCGAGAAAUCCUCAACAAGAUGAAGGAAAAGGUUGGCUUAUCAUCAUCUUCAGGUGAAACUGGAAAAGGGAAGAGCAAAAUGUCGAAACAUGUUACACAUGGGUAUCAUUUAGUUAAGGGAAAAUCAUAUCAUGAUAUGGAAGAUUAUGUGUUUGCACAAUUCAAGAAUGUUGAUGAUAAUGAACUUGGUUUGUUUGCUAUAUUCGACGGUCAUUUGAGCCAUGAAGUUCCCGAUUAUCUCCGUUCUCAUUUGUUCGAAAACAUUUUGAAUGAGCCUGAUUUUUGGACCAAGACUGAGUCUGCAAUCAGAAGAGCGUAUCGCGUAACCGAUAAAACGAUUCUGGAUAAAGCGGUUGAUUUGGGUAGAGGAGGUUCAACUGCGGUUACAGCAAUCCUAAUAAAUUGUAAAAAGCUUGUAGUUGCUAAUGUUGGCGACUCGCGGGCUGUGAUAUGCAAUAAAGGUGUGGCUAAACAAUUAUCGAUCGACCAUGAGCCUAGCACGGAACGAAAGCUUAUUGAGAACAGAGGAGGUUUUGUAUCCACCUUUCCAGGUGAUGUUCCACGAGUCGAUGGGCGGUUGGCGGUAGCAAGAGCAUUUGGGGACAAGAGCUUGAAGGAACACCUGAGUUCCGAACCAGAUGUAUUCGUGGAAAUGAUAGAUGAUGCUACGGAAUUUAUAAUCUUGGCAAGCGAUGGCGUGUGGAAGGUUUUAUCAAAUCAGGAGGCUGUAGAUUGCAUAAAGAAUGUGAAGGAUGCAAGGUUAGCUGCAAAGCAAUUGACUGAAGAGGCAUUAGCAAGGAAGAGCACUGAUGACAUUUCCUGCAUUGUUGUAAGGUUCCAAUAAUCCCUAUAUCUUAAUUAUUCAGCCAUUCGAAAUAUAACAUAUAAGGCUGGCUGUUUCUAUGUUGUUUGUAUCAUAUUUAUAUUUAAAAAAGAUUGCAUUUUUAACCACAAUGAAAUGUGGGGAGAGUGCUUAACCUUGAACAAAAACAUGCAAAAUGCAUCUUUUAUUGCUUUUUUAUAUUAUUUUUACACCUGUAAUGUGAAAAAAAGAACUAAAGUUAAAAACU